Messenger RNA from Puccinia graminis f. sp. tritici CRL 75-36-700-3, 381 nucleotides. RefSeq lists its product as uncharacterized. NCBI's taxonomy places the organism in Eukaryota, Fungi, Basidiomycota, Pucciniomycetes, Pucciniales, Pucciniaceae. Bases 1 to 381 code for a protein of 126 amino acids. The transcript has 5 exons. The record is from RefSeq and is a predicted model, not a curated record.
AUGGAGGACCAAGGAUCCAAGAGACGAAGUACACUAUUCUCAAAAUCCGAUUGGACGAUCAAACGAUCUCAAGUAGAAGUACAGGCUAUCAAAACUCUCAUCAAUCAGCCACCGCGUUCACCUCAGACCCCUAUGUAUGCGCUCCAACAGCAGCCCGGCUACCCUCUCUUCGCUGAGGCUACCUACACCCUCCAGAUCUUCGACGAACGCGGCAUGGGUGCCGGUCCCACUCCCGGACUCAUGGCACAUAGCAGUCAAAAUUCGCCUUGUCCCUCUGGCUUCCUGGACUUGCUCCACUUGUUCCGGUGCAAGGGGCUUCUUCCAUACCUCUUCCUUCAUAUCUUCGACCUCUUGCAGAGAAAUCCGAGCAAGAAACACUAG